UCGUCAAUUCCGUGCGAGACGGAGCUAACAAAUAGACACCCCUUCAAGCUCCCAGAAACAUGGCCACCACAACGACGCCGCCGCCGCCAAGGCAAAGAGGCCGAUUCGGACUCGCGAAAUGUGCAGCCCUGACCUUGCUGUCCCUGAUCGUGCUGGCGGGCUUGGCCGUGCUCAUCGCUUGGCUGGUCAUCCACCCGAGACGGCUGGUUUUCACCGUGGACGACGCCUACAUCGACCAUUACAACUUGACCAAGGACCACCUCGACGCCACGUUCGACCUCUCCCUGCGGGCCUACAACCCGAACCGCAGGGUCUCCGUGUAUUACGACGACAUCCAGGUGACGGUGGAGUACGACCACCAGGGCCUCGCGAGCACAACUGCCGAGCCCUUCUUCCAGGGCCACAGGAACGAGACCGAGUUGCACGUGAUGCCGCAGGCUUGGGACGUGGCCCUGCACAGUCCCGCGUCGAAGAUCCUGAGGACCGAGAGGUCGUCCGGAGCGGUACAGCUCGAGGUUCGGCUUCAUGCCAAGGUCAGGUUUAAGGUCGGGAUCUGGAAGUCACGGCAUCGGUUGCUCCGGGUUUAUUGCGCCCCUGUGCUCGGCCUCUUCACGAGGGCUCGGAGUUUCGGGACGAAGGACUGCGACGUCGACCUCUAGGGCAUUGCCGGUUGCGAAAAUCCAAUUCAUUCAGCUAUACUUUCUUUGGUUUCUAAGCAUGUUUUUCUUCUCUUUCUUUCGAACGAGGGGAGUGUGAUUGUUGAAUAUUAUUCGUGAUUUUGUAUUCCUUUGUUUUGGACGAUCAAUUGUUGGUGUAUCGUGUAUAAAACAUUCGUAUUGUGUCUGCAAAU
Rhodamnia argentea is the source of this 850-nucleotide messenger RNA. RefSeq lists its product as uncharacterized. Gene Ontology annotation, cellular component: plasma membrane. The record is from RefSeq and is a predicted model, not a curated record. The transcript has a single exon. NCBI's taxonomy places the organism in Eukaryota, Viridiplantae, Streptophyta, Magnoliopsida, Myrtales, Myrtaceae. The coding region runs from base 60 to 659 and encodes 199 amino acids.